Messenger RNA from Chaetura pelagica (chimney swift), 366 nucleotides. RefSeq names its product actin related protein 2/3 complex, subunit 5, 16kDa (gene ARPC5). Gene Ontology annotation, cellular component: Arp2/3 protein complex; cytoplasm; actin cytoskeleton. Lineage: Eukaryota; Metazoa; Chordata; Aves; Apodiformes; Apodidae. Gene Ontology annotation, molecular function: actin filament binding. The transcript is spliced from 4 exons. The coding region runs from base 1 to 366 and encodes 121 amino acids. The record is from RefSeq and is a predicted model, not a curated record. Gene Ontology annotation, biological process: Arp2/3 complex-mediated actin nucleation; regulation of actin filament polymerization; cell migration.
AUGGGUCUUCAAGGGCUUUCCCAACCAAAACCACUCUAUGGUUCUACCCACGGCAGGAACAUGAUGGCUGCACUGCAGGCAGCCCUGAAGAACCCUCCUAUCAACACCAAGAACCAGGCAGUGAAGGACCGUGCAGAAAGCAUUGUCCUCAAGGUCCUCAUCUCCUUCAAAGCCAAUGAUAUUGAGAAGGCAGUGCAGUCCCUGGACAAGAACGGUGUUGACCUGCUGAUGAAGUACAUCUACAAAGGCUUUGAGAGCCCCUCUGACAACAGCAGUGCUGUGCUGCUGCAGUGGCACGAGAAGGCCCUGGCUGCUGGAGGAGUGGGCUCCAUUGUCCGUGUCUUGACUGCCAGGAAGACGGUUUAA